AUGGGUAAGGUGAAAUGGGAUUCCAACGCCGACCAAACUCUUCUCGCAAAAAUUCUUGAGACCCAUGACCUGAGUGUCGAUGCAGCCCGGGUCGCCGAGGCCUGGCCCGUCCAAGAAGACGAUCAUAAACCUACCCCUCGUGCUAUUAAGGAGCGUCUCACUAGAAUCAAGGAGAAUGUCCGCCAGGGUAAUCCCGCCUCUGCCUUGCCUUCGAGCCCAGUGACCCCUAAGAAGCGCACUCCCCGCAAAAAGGCAAAUGAGACUCCCACUCCCCGCAAGCGCAAGCGUACCACCAAGGACGCUGCGGCCGAUGAAGACAUGGUUAAUGUCAACGAAGAGAAUAACCUGCCUGCCGACGACAAAGAGCUUCUAGCUGAGGCUGAGUCCGCUAUCAAGAUGGAAACCGGCCUCGAAGAGAUCGACCCCCUUCUUCAUCCGCAGAACGAGGAAGAAUCUCCGGUUGUUGAAAAUGGAAAGAACGAUCCCGAAUGGUCCGAGUACAAUGCAGACGCCGAAUUAGACUCCGACGAGCUGUCCAAGUAG
Molecule: messenger RNA, 543 nt
Organism: Penicillium digitatum Pd1
Lineage: Eukaryota; Fungi; Ascomycota; Eurotiomycetes; Eurotiales; Aspergillaceae
Source: RefSeq, a predicted model, not a curated record